AUUUUGCUGGUUCCGCAUUUCGGGUCGGCAAGGUGGGGGAGGCGAGCGCAGCAACUGGCACCGGGUCGACCCUCGGUUCAGAGCAGCGGCGCCCGGUGCUUCCGCUGGCCGCGAGCUGAGGACUGUCCGCUUCCUCGUGGUUCCCGCGCGGGCUCCGAAUCCAGACCGCGGCGGGGGCCAGCGGCCCUUCCCCUCCGAGGAUAGAAGAUGAGCUUCCUCUUCAGCAGCCGCUCUUCUAAAACAUUCAAACCAAAGAAGAAUAUCCCUGAGGGCUCUCAUCAGUAUGAACUCUUAAAACAUGCAGAGGCAACUCUAGGAAGCGGGAAUCUGAGACAAGCUGUUAUGUUGCCAGAGGGAGAGGACCUCAAUGAAUGGAUUGCUGUUAACACUGUGGAUUUCUUCAACCAGAUCAACAUGCUGUAUGGAACUAUUACAGAAUUCUGCACUGAAGCAAGCUGUCCAGUCAUGUCUGCAGGUCCAAGAUACGAAUAUCAUUGGGCAGAUGGUACUAAUAUUAAAAAGCCAAUCAAGUGUUCUGCACCAAAAUACAUUGACUAUUUGAUGACUUGGGUUCAGGAUCAGCUUGAUGAUGAAACUCUUUUUCCUUCUAAGAUCGGUGAGUUAAUGUUGAAUGUUUUCCUUUUUAACUGAUAAAUAUGUUGCAUU
Molecule: messenger RNA, 666 nt
Organism: Leptonychotes weddellii (Weddell seal)
Lineage: Eukaryota; Metazoa; Chordata; Mammalia; Carnivora; Phocidae
Source: RefSeq, a predicted model, not a curated record